Messenger RNA from Tripterygium wilfordii, 1176 nucleotides. Its product is annotated as auxin efflux carrier component 8. The record is from RefSeq and is a predicted model, not a curated record. NCBI's taxonomy places the organism in Eukaryota, Viridiplantae, Streptophyta, Magnoliopsida, Celastrales, Celastraceae. Gene Ontology annotation, molecular function: auxin efflux transmembrane transporter activity. The transcript is spliced from 6 exons. Gene Ontology annotation, biological process: auxin export across the plasma membrane; auxin polar transport. The coding region runs from base 1 to 1071 and encodes 356 amino acids. Gene Ontology annotation, cellular component: plasma membrane; endoplasmic reticulum.
AUGAUUUCCGGAAAAGAUGUCUACCAUAUUGUGGAGGCCACUGUGCCUUUAUAUGUUGCAAUGAUUCUAGCUUACCUAUCUCUCAAAUGGUUGAAACUCUUUACACCAGAUCAAUGUGCAGGCAUAAACAAGUUGGUUUCGAAAUUUUCGAUCCCGUUGUUGUCAUUCGAGAUAAUCUCUGCCAACAAUCCCUACAAAAUGAACCUCAAACUCAUAAUCUCGGAUAUUAUUCAGAAACUACUUGCCCUUGCAUUGUUGUCAGCAUUAGCCAAAUUGAGUCCUAAAGGGAACUUCAAAUGGGUUAUCACCGGACUUUCCCUUUCGACGCUGCCUAACACAUUGAUCCUCGGAAUUCCAAUCAUCAAGGCCAUGUAUAAGGAAGAAGCAGAAGGUCUCUUAGCCCAAAUAAUUGUCUUGCAAAGCAUAAUAUGGUACAAUCUGUUGUUGAUUGUGUAUGAGUUCAAUGCUGCUAUUUCAGCCUCUACAUCUGCAGCACAACCUUCAGAAGCUACCGGUAGGCAUGAAGACCAGGAGUCAGAUUCAGAAGCACGACCGAAAACCGGAACAGGAAGAGAAGUUAAAAUCAUGCUUAUCCUCUCAACAGUGGCAAGGAAGCUUAUGCAGAAUCCCAACACUCAUGCAACAUUGUUGGGUCUUAUAUGGGCAUGUAUACACUUCAAGUGGGGUGUGAAAUUGCCUGAAAUCAUCGAGAACUCGAUAAAGAUAAUCUCGAGUGGAGGACUUGGAAUGGCAAUGUUUAGCUUAGGACUUUUCAUGGCCUCAAGGAGCAGCAUAAUAGCGGGUGGCAUUCCAAUGUUAUUGGUAACCAUAGCAGCAAAGUUCAUUCUAGGGCCUGUGUUAAUGGCUGCAUCGUCUGCUGCUAUCGGUCUAAGGAGCACAGUCCUAAAAGUGGCAAUAGUCCAGGCAGCUCUUCCUCAAGGAAUUGUUCCAUUUGUGUUUGCCAAAGAAUAUGAUGUUCACCCAGAUAUAGUGAGCACUGGGGUGAUUUUUGGGAUGCUCAUUGCCUUGCCAGUAGCAUUGGCAUACUACUUGCCAUUAGCAGCCUUGUGAUGAAAUGACAAUUACAGCAAAGAAUUACAGAGUAUGUAUAGAUGUCAUAGAGACUUUUAUUGAUUUCAUUAUUAAUUGUUUUGACUAGAAUGCCACAUAUUUGAU